This is a messenger RNA of Zingiber officinale, 1156 nucleotides long. RefSeq lists its product as uncharacterized. The transcript has a single exon. NCBI's taxonomy places the organism in Eukaryota, Viridiplantae, Streptophyta, Magnoliopsida, Zingiberales, Zingiberaceae. The coding region runs from base 195 to 1007 and encodes 270 amino acids. The record is from RefSeq and is a predicted model, not a curated record.
GACUAUGUAAGGCACAGUGGGUGCAUAUUAAGAUGUACUCGCUCGGGUAGGUAAACGGAGGAGGUUAGUGGAGACUUUUCCCCUUUCUCUCUCUGACGUGCGGCGCCCUGGAUGGCCGGAGCGGAGAGGUGUGGCGGCCGCGGCGGGCCGCAGGGGAGCAGUUGGGAGACGCCGGUAAUUACUGUAGCUUCGGGAUGAAGUGCAAGAUCCACCCUUACGAGUACGGCGAUGGCGUCUGCGCCUCUUGCCUCAAGGAGCGCCUUCUCGCCCUCAUUGCCGCCCAGAACGAGCUCUCUUCCCACCAGUACCACACCGCCUGCCAGCGCAUCGACUUUUCCGCGCCUUCUUCGGAGUAUCCUCCUCCUCCUCCCCAUCAAUUCCCUUCUCCUUACAUUUCCCACCGCCGAUCCGUCGGAUUCGAGGCCUCCCCUGCUCACGUUCGCCUCCACCACCGCUUCUUCAGCACCCCGCAGGUCGGCCCCGCCUUCAGGGCGGCCAACGGCGCUGGAUCGCUUGACGAUCUUGACAGCGGCAGCGGUCGCCGCAAGCAGAGGUUCUCCAUUGUAAAAGCCCUAUUCGGGCACACCAGAUCGCAGAAGGCGGAUCCUGACUUGGGGGAUUCCGCUGGCCCGGCCUCGGGCUCAUGGAUCACUGCGCUGAUCCGCGGCCGGAGUAAGAAAAAACACAAGAAGAAAUCGGAGGAGGACGCGCCGCCAUCGCGGAAGCCGCAGAGGUCAUUUCGCGAUUCGGAAUACGAGAAUGACUUCGGCGAAGAGUACUCCACCACCUCUUCUCGGCGGCCAACCUCGAAGCAGUUCCCAGGGAACCAUCCGGGCUCUGGGUUCUCCGUCUGCCUUAGUCCACUAGCCAACUUCGGGCAGGAGGGGAGACAACGAUAUCACCCGACGGAGCUCGGACUAUCUGGAAAGUCUCGGGCGGCGAUCGAAAUCGCCACCCUCGCGUCGAACCGGCCCCGAAAUCUGGCCGACGGAGGUAGGCUCAAGUGACGGUUUUACCCCUCGAAUUUUCUAUAUUUCCAUUUAUGCACCAUCGUUUUAAGCGAAAAGUCUACCAAACCCACACUUAAUAUGUAUAUUUUUGCUGUAACGCUAAAAAUUUAUUCCAAUGGUUAUAAAUUUUUGUAGGUUUUAAUACA